AUGAGCUUCUUGAGGCCCUCCGCUCUGCACCAGUGCUUCAUUGCGUUCCCUUCGCUGAGGUGGAUGCCAUGCCAGAGCUGGGAGUUUCUGCGAUGGCCGGCGCUUGAUGGGCUCUUGAGACUCUUGGUGGUGGUGCUUUUGUGGACUAUGUUUUCUGAGAUUCGCUUCAUUCCUUCCUCUUCUAUGUACCCGACUCUUCGUGUUGGUGAUCGCGUCGUUGUCGAAAAGGCCUCAUAUUAUAUUAGAAGUCCUGCUAUGCACGAUAUUGUAACAUUCCCGGAUCCAACACAGCAAACUGGAGACUCGGAACAGAUUGUUUUCAUAAAGAGGAUUGUUGCAAAAGGGGGAGACUUGGUGGAGGUUCGUAGUGGAUGGCUCUAUGUCAAUGGAAUUGCGCAAAAGGAAGAUUUUAUCGCAGAACCACCCACAUAUGUAUCAAAUUUAACUUAUGUGCCUGAAGGUCAUGUAUAUGUGCUAGGUGACAACCGCAACAACAGCUUUGACUCCCAUGUUUGGGGACCCCUUCCCAUCAAGAACAUCAUUGGAAGAUAUGUAACAUGUUGUCAUAGACCUCGCAGUUGA
Prunus armeniaca (apricot) is the source of this 582-nucleotide messenger RNA. Lineage: Eukaryota; Viridiplantae; Streptophyta; Magnoliopsida; Rosales; Rosaceae. The record is from the annotation of a GenBank genome assembly.